UUUAAAUGGCUACACCGUGCAGGACUGUACAGUCGCUCGCGCUGUCAUGAAAUAACUUCAUUCUUAAUUUCAUCCCGUUCAUUUAAUAGCGGUUUGCGUUUCUUGCAUCGCAAACAAAGAAACAAAUCACUCGUAUAUUUAUACAUCUACGCGUUCACGAAAAGCCCCAAAAAUGAGCGAGGAAGAAGAUACGCUGCUGAAAACUAGACAUGCAUUUGAAGAUCUGUGUCGAGCUCUGAAUAUGGAUGAGGAGUCGAGUAACGGGGCAUGGAGGAGUUAUGAAAAUAUCAGCAAAAAUUACACUCUGGAGGGCAGUGAACUGCACUGGUUGGCGUGUGCUCUGUAUGUGGCGUGCCGCUCAUCGGUGCCCACUAUAGGUAAAGGCACAGCCGAGGGCAACUAUGUGUCUCUGACCAGGAUACUGCGCUCUUCACAACAGAGUAAUUUUAUUUUUAAUUUUGGUUUGGUUUUUUUUUUAAAUGAAGUGAUGGAAUGGCAGGACAUGGCCAACCUGCCCAAGGAGUUCCAGCAGAGCACUGAGAAACUAGAGAGGAACUUCACCGUCACAUCCGUCAUCUUUAAGAAAUACGUGCCCUUGUUCAAAGACAUCUUCAAGGCGCCCACAGAUGAAUUACCCAGAACGCACAGAGGCAGGAAACAGAGACGACAUCCCUGCACCGUCACCGAGGUCUUCAACUUCUGCUGGAUCCUGUUCAUACAUGCUAAAGGAAACUUCCCAAUGAUAAGUGAUGAUCUGGUGAACUCGUAUCAUCUGCUCCUGUGUGCUCUGGAUCUUGUUUACUGCAAUGCUCUCCUGUGCUCUAGUCGUAAAGAUCUGCUCAACCCAGCUUUUAAAGGACUGCCUGAGGACUUCAACAGUAAAGAUUAUAAGCCCAGCCCAGGAUCAUUAUGUUUCAUAGAGAAGCUGUGUGAGCUUCAUGAUGGGCUGGUGCUGGAGGCCAAAGGAGCAAAGGAGCAUUUCUGGAAACCCUUCAUCAAGAAACUCUUUGAGCGCAAGGUUUUGAAAGGGAAAGAAGACACACUGACAGGGUUUUUAGAGCCAGUGAAUUUUGGUGACAGUCUUGCUUCUCUGAACCGUGUAUAUGAGGAACACGUGUUAUCAUCCGGUUCUCUGGAUGAGAGAAUAUUUCUGGGAGAAGCGGCCAGAGAAGACAUUGGCACCCCAGGACCUUGUUUGUGUGAAGGGACAGAAAACCAGGAACGGCUGACCAACCUCCUCCAGAACUCAAUGACAGCAUCUGCUCUGAAAGUGUCCACUCCUUUGACAGGAAGGAGGUAUGUGCCGGAGAGCAGCGUGGGUACCCCCGUUUCCACGGCGAUGCAGAGUGUGGGCCGUCUGCACACUCUGCUGACAGGAUUCAAAUACAGACCCAGCAUGAGACUCAGAGACAUAUUCAGAUCAUGUGUAAGAGACCCCAGUGAGUCCAUAGCAGCCAGACUAAAGGAGAUGUCAGAGAUUUUUCUUAAGAAUUAUGAGGGAACAGGAGAGGAAAACAAGAGUCUGGCAAGAGAUGUUGCAGUGAAGUAUUUUUGCUUGGCUGAGGCACUUUAUUACAAAUCAUUGGAAGUGAUCAUCAACCAGGAGAAGAAACGGCUUGGAGACAUGGACCUAUCUGGCAUUCUAGAGCAGGAUAUACUUCACCGAUCACUGAUCGUCUGCUGCCUGGAGAUCAUCAUCUUCUCAUAUCGACCACCGGGAGAGUUUCCCAGAGUCCUGCAAAUCUUUGACCUCCCUGCUUAUCAUUUUUAUAAGGUGAUUGAGGUGUUGGUACGUGCGGAGGAGGGUCUUUUCCGGGAGGUAGUCAAACAUUUGAACCAUGUUGAGGAGCAGGUUUUGGAAUCUUUGGCAUGGAAAGGAAAUUCCCCACUGUGGGAGAGCAUCCGAGAGGCCAAGAACUGCGUUCCUGCUUGCCAGGAGGUAAUGCCUCCUCAACAUCUGGAGGAGAGUUCAGGAAGCAACAUACACACUCCCAACAAGAGUGGGUUCAGCAGUAAUAUUGCAGGAGCAGUAAAAGGAGUUUCUCCAUCCCCUACAUCUCUCCAUGACCGCUACAACUCGCCUCCUAUGGCUACAGCCUGUCGCCGCCUCUUCGUUGACGGAGAUUCAACCUCUGAGCCUGCUCAACCUGUUAAAGUGGCCCAGCCUUCUCUGGUUAGCCCCAUCCCUGCUGGACAGACUGUGGUCACCAUGGCAACAGCAACAGUCACUGCAAACAAUGGCCAGACGGUCACCAUACCUGUUCAAGGAAUAGCAAAUGAAAGCGGUGGCAUCACGUUCAUCCCGGUGCAAGUGAGCGUGACAGGUCAGAGUGGGGGGGCUCUGCCAACCCUCAGUGCCCAGGCUCUGACGGGCACCCUGACUGCCCAACAGCUGACGGCAACACCCACAGGCACAGUCCAGAACAACCCCAGCCCUGCCAAACCAGACAAGAAGAAUACUCAGCAGGGAACACCCACCAAACGAGCACAGAAGACCGGCUCCCUCUGCCUGUUCUUCCGCAAGGUAUAUCACCUUGCUAGUGUGCGUCUCAGAGACUUGUGUGCUAAAUUGGACAUUAGCGCAGAUUUGCGCAGGAAAAUCUGGACAUGUUUUGAGUAUUCAUUAGUGCACUGCACUGACCUCAUGAUGGACCGACAUCUGGACCAGCUCCUCAUGUGUGCCAUUUAUGUCAUGACUAAGGUGACAAAAGAGGACAAGUCCUUUCAGAACAUCAUGAAGUGUUACAGAUCUCAACCUCAGGCCAGCAGCAGUGUAUACAGGAGCGUGCUGAUCUCUGGAAGAAAGAGAUGCCACUCAGGAAACAGUGAAAACACUCACAGACAGUGUUCACCCACAGAGGGAGGACAAGAACAAGCCAGUGGUGAGAGCAGUCCUGUGUCCAUGCGCUCCAGCAGCACUCUGCCCAUUCCCCAGCCCAGCAGCACCCCAUCCACCCCGACCCGGGCCCCUGGGGUCCCACAAGAGCAGGGGGAGGAGAGGGGAGACCUCAUUAGUUUCUACAACAACGUCUACAUCAAACAGAUCAAACAGUUCGCUCUGCGUUACUCCAGCAACUCGCCGAAAAAUGGGGUUGAAGCUCCUCCCCUCUGUCCAUAUCCGUCAGUCCGCAUUGGCUCUCCACGCCGCGUGCUCCUAUCCCACAAUCACUCCAUCUACAUCUCUCCACACAAGACCGGCAGCCCUAUUACUCCUCGAGACAAGAUCUUCUACUACGUCAGCUCCAGCCCAUCCAACCGGCUGCGAGAGAUUAACAGCAUGAUCCGAACGGGCGAGACACCCACCAAGAAGCGAAGUAUCGCCCUGGAGGAAGAGCAGCAGUCUCCCGCCAAAAGGCUCUGCCAGGAGAAUCAGACGGCUCUGCUCAGACGCCUGCAGGAUGUGGCCAACGACCGAAGCUCCUCCCACUGAUGACUCCACAACAUCAACACCCGUAAAGAUACAAGUCGCC
Molecule: messenger RNA, 3470 nt
Organism: Cyprinus carpio (common carp)
Lineage: Eukaryota; Metazoa; Chordata; Actinopteri; Cypriniformes; Cyprinidae
Gene: rbl2
Product: retinoblastoma-like 2 (p130)
Exons: 22
Coding region: 173-3430 (1085 amino acids)
Biological process (GO): regulation of transcription by RNA polymerase II; negative regulation of G1/S transition of mitotic cell cycle; cell differentiation
Cellular component (GO): transcription regulator complex; chromatin; nucleus
Molecular function (GO): RNA polymerase II transcription regulatory region sequence-specific DNA binding
Source: RefSeq, a predicted model, not a curated record